AGUGAUACAUUAUGACACAAUAAAUAAGACAGUCAAGCAGAAAAAGGCACAAUUAUGGCAGCUAUGAACGGAUCGGAGCGGGAGCGAAUGGAGGCCGAAAUAGACAAGAUCAAUCAGGCUUUGGAGGAGUCUGGCGAAUCCAUGGAUGAGGAUAACAAUUACGAGGAUCAUGAUGCAGGAACGAUUGGAGGAGCAAUGACAUUUCCAGAGGUAGUGGCUAAGACAAAUGUACAGAUGAUCCCAGUCAUCGAUGCUGGCAACGUGAUCUUUACUAAUCCGGAUGGGGGUAACCUGGACCCAAUACAUGGGCUGCCACUUGGGAAUGUGGAGAUGCCGACGUCGUCAAAUUUCUCUGGGAGCGACCUGCCCAACACUCCGGACACUUGCCUGUUGUUGAAUCGUGUCUACCAGGAGAUUGUUUUCGAUACCAUCCACGACGUGGAAGCACUGCUAGCUGCUAACAGAGAGCAUCAGAAGAACUGCCAAACCGAAUUGGACAAUAACUCCAAGUUGUCUGGAAAGAGAGCAGCGCCACUCACACAGUUCUGCAAGCCGUAUUUCCGUGAUUACUUUGGCAUGUGUCCGCCAUGUAAUGAAGAAACAUCGUUGAGAAAUGCGAAUAAGGUGCCAGAUGCUUUGCCAAGGAGACCUCGACAGUGGAGCUUCUCAGAAAUCAAUAUGUUGAAGUCAGCAGUGCGAUCCAACGUACUCAAACAACAGAUGGAAAAGCAUUUAGCCAAGAAAGAAUGCUGGGCACCAAACUACAAAAACCAACCGUGUAGCUAUUCGGAGUCAAAUGAAAUGGACACUUCUGAUAAGGACUUGUAUGAAACGUACAAGGAUAUUAAAAUUGACUGGCUUCGAAUAUCAGUUACUGAUUUUGAGAACAGUCGCUCGGCAAUCGAGUGUCAGUUGAAGUGGGAAAACGAGGCGAGUCCCUUGAUAUCCCAGGUGCGCUGGGUCAAGCAAGAGGAUGAGAAGGUAAAAUCUUUGGUGGAGAUUAAGAAAGAGAAGAACUGGAGGAAGAUAGCCAAAGAGGUUGGCAGUUGCAGAACAGCAUUCCAAUGCUUUCAGCGGUACCAGACACGAUUAAACGAUUCCCUCACCAAAAAAAACUGGACCGCCGAGGAGGAUAAGCAGUUGACUAAGGUUGUUAACCAGUGCAGAGUUGGGGACUACAUCCCAUGGAACUAUGAACUAGGAAUCAAUUAUGGCAUCGCUGGCACAAAGCGAUCAACCCCACUAUGCGCAGAGGCAAGUGGAAAGAGUCUGAGGAUCUGGUAA
This is a messenger RNA of Priapulus caudatus, 1284 nucleotides long. RefSeq names its product snRNA-activating protein complex subunit 4-like. The transcript is spliced from 13 exons. Lineage: Eukaryota; Metazoa; Priapulida; Priapulimorpha; Priapulimorphida; Priapulidae. The record is from RefSeq and is a predicted model, not a curated record. Bases 55 to 1284 code for a protein of 409 amino acids.